AUGGCGAUGAACUCGACCACGGGCACCAACUACAGCAGCAGCUACAGGGAUAAGACGGCUACAUCGACCCAAGAUCGAUCUACUGCCUCUGCAUCUUCAUCGAUAUCUUCUCGCCGCCCAUCCACAACAUCGACAUCGACAAGCUCAAGCACUUCAGGGAAAAUCGCCACUCCCGCCACAUCACUACCCGUCAAAUCAGACAGAAACGUGGGCAUAACCUACCGCGAUCGUCUGUACGAGACCGACUGUUGGAGCGGCUCCAUGGGGAGUAGCUACGGGUCGUUUAUGCGCUCAUUACAUACUCGUGCAUCUUGA
Exophiala bonariae is the source of this 315-nucleotide messenger RNA. RefSeq lists its product as uncharacterized. Lineage: Eukaryota; Fungi; Ascomycota; Eurotiomycetes; Chaetothyriales; Herpotrichiellaceae. The transcript has a single exon. The coding region runs from base 1 to 315 and encodes 104 amino acids. The record is from RefSeq and is a predicted model, not a curated record.